AUGGCUGUUGUGAUGGGUCAUGGAGGUGACGUUGAUGACGAGCCACCACAUCCUUUUGGCGAAGGUUUUGGUGUUCACCAGAUCGAUGGUCCGGAGCGUUGGAGUGCUACUAUUGACCACUUCUUAAUAGAUAGGCAUAGUAAACGAUCCAGUGUAAACAAAGAAUGUCGGAAGAAGCAAGUAAUUAAGAAUUGUGGAGGGACGUGCAACUACGGUAGUGCUUGUUUCAAGAAUAAUUUGAAUAGACUUGAAGCAUUUCAUCGUGGGCAUGUCAAUAAACAAGGGGACUUCGCUAACCCUAUUUGUGAAAUACAUAAUGUUUUAGUUGUUGAGAAGGUGUUAGGUGCUCGAAGAGGACAUGUGAGAGGCAUCGGGCCUAAGCCUUCCGCAGCGGGUACAAGUGCUUCCUUCCAGUGGCAGUCACAAUCACAAGCACCGCAACCAAUACAUGUACUUAUUAAACUCUUAAAGAAUGUGGUAGCUUAG
Molecule: messenger RNA, 486 nt
Organism: Lactuca saligna
Lineage: Eukaryota; Viridiplantae; Streptophyta; Magnoliopsida; Asterales; Asteraceae
Source: the annotation of a GenBank genome assembly